AUGAAAGAAAUAAUCUGCCAACAGCAAAAGAGCAGAGUCAGUGUGAUGGCGUGCUGGCUUCUGAAUGAGAGUCUCUCUGUCGUAUUAGUACUCUCUUGGUUGGGAGUUAACUUGUACCUGUUUAUCAACACUUUCUGUUGGUAUGAAGAGGAAGAGUCUUUCUUUUACACACGAGUUAUUCUGGGUUCAACACUGGCGUGGGCAAGAGCAUCUGCAGUCUGCCUGAAUUUUAACUGCAUGCUAAUUCUAUUACCAAUCAGUCGAAACCUCAUUUCGUUCAUAAGAGGAGCAAGUAUCUGCUGCAGAGGACCAUGGAGAAGGCAGUUAGACAAAAACCUCCAAUUCCACAAGCUGGUUGCCUAUGGAAUAGCCAUUAAUGCAACCAUCCACAUCGUGGCGCACGUGUGCAACCUGGAGCGCUACCACCGGGGACAGUCCUCAGAGGCCCAGGGCCUCCUGGCUGCACUUUCCAAGCUUGGCGACGCCUCAAAUGAGAGCUACCUCAACCCCAUCCGGACCUCCCAAAGGAACACAACCACUGAGUUGCUGAUGACAGUGGCGGGCAUUACUGGCCUGCUCAUCUCUCUGGCUUUAAUCUUGAUCAUGACCUCUUCCACCGAGUUCAUUAGGCGGGUCUCCUAUGAGUUGUUCUGGUACACACACCACGUUUCCCUCGUCUUCUUUAUCAGUCUGGCUCUCCACGGGGCAGGUCGGAUUGUUCGAGGCCAAACUCCCGAGAGCCUCCUGCUACACAACGUCACCUUCUGCAGCGACCGCUAUGCCGAGUGGCGGGCGGCUGCCCCAUGCCCUGUGCCUCAAUUUUCUGGCAAGGAGCCUUCGGCCUGGAGAUGGGUUUCGGGCCCUGUGGUCCUAUACGCGUGUGAGAGAGUAAUUAGGUUCUGGCGAUUCCAACAAGAGGUUGUCAUUACGAAGGUGGUAAGCCAUCCAUCCGGGGUCCUAGAGCUUCACAUGAAAAAGCGUCACUUUCAGAUGGCACCGGGGCAGUACAUCUUGAUACAGUGCCCUUCCAUAUCCGCGCUGGAGUGGCACCCGUUCACCCUCACCUCUGCCCCCCAGGAGGACUUCUUCAGUGUGCACAUCCGGGCAGCAGGAGACUGGACAAGAGCUCUAUGUCAGGCCUUCGAAGCUGAGGGACAGGCCCUCAGGGAGCCCUGGAGCCUGCCAAGGCUGGCCGUGGACGGGCCCUUCGGAGCCGCGCUGACCGACGUGUUUCACUACCCAGUGAGCGUGUGCAUUGCGGCAGGAAUCGGGGUCACCCCCUUCGCUGCUGUCCUGAAAUCUCUGUGGUACAGAUGUUGCGAGUCACAACCCCAGCCGAUGAUGAGCAAGGUGUAUUUCUAUUGGAUUUGCCGGGAUUCCAGAGCCUUUGAGUGGUUUGCUGACCUCCUAGUCUCGCUGGAAACACGCAUGAGUGAGCGAGGGAGAACUCACCUCCUGAGUUACCAUAUAUUUCUUACUGGCUGGGAUGAAAACCAGGCUAUUCAUAUAGCUUUGCACUGGGAUAAAAAUACUGACGUGAUUACGGGACUAAAGCAGAAAACCUUCUAUGGAAGACCUAACUGGAACCACGAGUUCAGGCAGAUAGCCUAUGAUCACCCCAGCAGCAGCGUUGGCGUGUUCUUCUGUGGGCCCAAAGCUCUCUCAAAGACACUGCAGAGGAUGUGCCGCUUAUAUUCAUCAGCUGACCCCAGGGGGGUCCACUUUUAUUACAACAAAGAAAGCUUCUAG
This is a messenger RNA of Miniopterus natalensis, 1749 nucleotides long. It is a transcript of the gene NOX3, whose product is annotated as NADPH oxidase 3. The record is from RefSeq and is a predicted model, not a curated record. NCBI's taxonomy places the organism in Eukaryota, Metazoa, Chordata, Mammalia, Chiroptera, Miniopteridae. Gene Ontology annotation, cellular component: plasma membrane; NADPH oxidase complex. Gene Ontology annotation, biological process: superoxide anion generation; defense response. Gene Ontology annotation, molecular function: superoxide-generating NAD(P)H oxidase activity.